AUGUCACCGGCCGACGAUGAGCAUUACCGGUACCUAGCUUGGCAUCCACCCAGAGCGGUACCUACUAGGCUGCUGGGUCGCAAUUUCAUCUCUCCACCAUUCAACACGUGCGGCGCAUGGGAGGAAUGUGCCGGUGGUGGCGCAUCGGAAGCUAAAGUUAGCGCCACCCCGGACCCCCGGACUUGA
Molecule: messenger RNA, 186 nt
Organism: Plenodomus lingam JN3
Lineage: Eukaryota; Fungi; Ascomycota; Dothideomycetes; Pleosporales; Leptosphaeriaceae
Source: RefSeq, a predicted model, not a curated record